This is a messenger RNA of Plodia interpunctella (Indianmeal moth), 3335 nucleotides long. RefSeq lists its product as uncharacterized. Gene Ontology annotation, biological process: phosphatidylinositol biosynthetic process. The transcript is spliced from 14 exons. The record is from RefSeq and is a predicted model, not a curated record. Gene Ontology annotation, cellular component: PAS complex; endosome membrane. Lineage: Eukaryota; Metazoa; Arthropoda; Insecta; Lepidoptera; Pyralidae. The coding region runs from base 140 to 2161 and encodes 673 amino acids.
CUGUCAUACAUAGUGUCAUUUUAUUUGUGCGCUUUCGGUUUUCAUGUUCUCGUUUCAAUACACUUUCUGUUGAUUAUUGCGGCAUUUGGAUAUGGAUUUAUAAAUUUUAUGAUUUGUUUCUAGUUUGUGGUCUAUCAAGAUGUCCGAACGAGAUUACGCGCCCUUAAGCACUGCUUGCGUACGCGGGCUUUGCGAUAAGAUAUACGACAAAAGGAAAUUUGCUGGUGUAGAAAUAGAAAAGAUGGUGAAAGACUUCAGUGAUGCAAACAACACCAGUCAGAUCAAGCGCUUGAUCCGUGUGCUGGGGCAGGACCUCAUGGCGUCAACAAACCUUAACGUCAAGAAUGGAGCCCUAAUGGGCCUGUCCUCUGUAGCUGUGGGAUUGGGGAAGGGGUGCGCGGACUACCUGCCGGAGCUGACGAGCCCGAUCGUGGCGUGCCUGAGCGAGAGCGAGUCGCGCGUGCGCUACCAGGCGGCGGAGGCGCUGUUCAACGUGCUGAAGAUCGCGCGCGGGCUGAGCCUGCAGCAGUUCCCGGCGCUGUUCGAGGCGCUGGCGCGGCUGGCCGCCGACCCCGAGCCGCAGGUCAAGCAGGCCGCCGAGUUGCUCGACCGCUUGCUCAAGGACAUAGUAACAGAAUCGUCGUCGUUCGACCUAGCAGCGUUCAUCCCGAUGGUGCGCGCGCGCAUGUACACGCGCAACGCGUUCGCGCGGCAGUUCAUUGUGUCGUGGGUGGCCGUGCUGGACGCCGUGCCCGACGUGGACCUGCUGCCGCAUCUGCCGGAGCUGCUGGACGGGCUGUUCAAGAUGCUGGACGACCCCAACCAGGAGAUACGCAGGAUGUGCGACGUGCAGCUGAACGAGUUCCUGCGCAGCAUAAAGAAGGAUCCGUCGCGGGUCGACUUCCCGGCCAUGAUCAACAUCCUCAUCACGCAUGCGCAGUCGCCAGAGGAGCAGCUGCAGCUGAGCGCCAUAACGUGGCUGAAGCAGUUCGUGGAGCUGGCGGGCGGCGCGGCGCUGCCGUUCGCGUCCGGCGUGCUGUGCGCCGUGCUGCCCUGCCUCGCCUACUCCGACGACUCCCGGAAGAGUAUCCGCGAGACAGCGGCCACAGUGAACUUCCAGUUGACCAGACUGGUGGUGUCGGACGAGGAGGGCGAGGCGGCGGGGGAGGCGGGUGAGGGACGCGACGGGCUGCAGCUGUCCGCGAUGGUGGACGUGCUCACCAGCAUGCUGCACCACGCCGCCGUGCAGACCAAGGUGGCGGCGCUGCAUUGGCUGCUGCGGCUGUAUAACAAGCUGCCCGCGCAGAUGUUCGAGCAAACAGACAAGGUGUUCAUGAGUUUAGUGGGGAGCCUCACCGACAGCGAAGAUGACGUGGUGCGGGGGGCGCUGGCCGUGCUGGCCGAGAUCUGCUCCUGCAACACAGAUGAUCUGGAGUCGAGUCCGUACUACAACAAAUUCCUGCAAGCCCUGCUGAGACUGCUCGCCGCGGAUGAGAAUCUCCUCGAGGACCGCGGAGCCUUCAUUAUCAGACAGCUGUGCGUGCUGGUGAACGCGGAGGCGGUGUACAGCGCACUGUCGCGGUUGCUGCCGCAGCAGCGGCCGCAGUCGCUGGCGCGGCGCGUGGUGGAGGUGCUGAGCUGCAUGCUGCUGACGGCCGGCGAGCUGCGGGAGCUGCGGCGCGCGCUGCGACACUUCGACAGCCCGAAAACGCACGCGUUGUUCACGCGGCUGUACCCGUGCUGGUGUCACAGCCCCGUCUCGUUGCUGGCGCUGUGUCUCCUCACACACAACUACAGCCACUGCAAUAUGCUCAUUUCUACAUUCGGCGACCUGGAGAUUACUGUGGAUUUCUUGACAGAGGUCGACAAGCUAGUACAACUUAUAGAAUCUCCUAUUUUCGCAUACAUGCGCUUAGAGCUACUCGGCGGGCCGCAGAGCGAAGAACUCCGCUCAGCGCUGUACGGCCUGCUGAUGUUGUUGCCGCAGAGUGAGGCCUUCCACACGCUGCGAGAUCGGCUUCAGUGCGUGCCGCAACAUAUAAUCACACACACUGCGCAUGAGAAAAGUGAUCCCGCUUCCAGCAAAGUCCCGCCGGCGAUAGACUUCGACGCGCUGCUGGCCACCUUCCGGUCCACGCAGGCCGAGCUCCGCCGCUGCUAGCCCACGGCUUUACCACACGUCUGAGAUACUGUUUCUACAAUACUGAUAUAAGUAAAAGUGUAUGUUGACUGUUUCACGUGUGUCGACGUCAGUGCUGGUUGCUUCUUUGUUUUUCUUUAUCGAAUUCACGCCUGGCGUGUUAUGCACCGGGCGUGUAUGCAACGUGCUAAGCGUGUUUAUCAAGUUAAAACAACAAGUUAUGAAUGGAUGUAUUAUAUGUAAACAAGUUUUGACUAAUGGUGAUAUUUGUGAAACUGUCCUUUUCAAAGUACAUUAACACAACCCAAGAAAAAAUAUUAUUUAUUUCGCUUAGUGCUAAUAACUAUUUCUUGUAAUCAAUUGAAGUUGUACUGAUUAGUCAUUCUUGUUCUUCACUGAAAUUAUUUUAUCAUUUUCAUGGAGAUUUUUUUUUUGCAUAUGUAUUUUAUGGCAUAGAUUAUAUCUCCACUUUUGAAUAUUUAAUUAUAUUUUGACAGCUAUUGUAGAUUAAAAAGCGUGUGUACAUUAAGAAUCUAAAUUUGUUAAGUUUAUAUUAUAGUUAAAACAAUUUGUAAUUUAAGCAUAAAAAUACAUUUGUAUAUGUAAGAACAAACUAUAUAUUUUAGCAAAAUCGUUGCACGGGUAAUAAUUUAAAAGAUUGUGUGAUAUUAUAUUACUGUUACAGUAUUGUGGUAUUUACUUAUUUUCGAUUUGACGACAUUGUUAUACACAAAAAUAUGUCUUCGGUAAAGACUGAAUAGACCUAACAUUCCAUCUUCAUUGGCGAUGUAGAAAAAUAUACGAAGAUGUUUUCGAAAUUAUAUUUAAGAGUUAAAUAACAAAUAAAACUAAAUGUAAAUAAGAAACUUUUUGAAACAUACAAGGAAUGUAUUAUGUGCAUAAAAUUGCUUAUAAGUACAUGUAAUAACAUUAUUUAUUUACAAUUCGAUAAAAUUACUAUUGGCUAAUAGAUCACUAAAUUUAUGAGAGCACCUUUGAGAUAGUGGCGGUAAUCUUAUAUAAUCUGUAUUAAGUAGACAUAAAACAAACCUCUUAUGUUUUCUUCUCGCUUACACUAUAUGUAAAAGGAAACUUUUUAAGCACAAGAAAACACAAGAAGUUUUGUCUGUCCCUUUCUUCUCUGUGUAUUUUGUUGUAAUGGAGUCUGAUAAUAAAUAUUUGAAUAUUUUGUAAA